This is a messenger RNA of Sphaeroforma arctica JP610, 2358 nucleotides long. RefSeq lists its product as hypothetical. The transcript is spliced from 13 exons. NCBI's taxonomy places the organism in Eukaryota, Ichthyosporea, Ichthyophonida. Gene Ontology annotation, molecular function: copper ion binding. Bases 79 to 2358 code for a protein of 759 amino acids. The record is from RefSeq and is a predicted model, not a curated record.
CCCAUCGACACAUAAACUGUCGUAUUUAGAUCUGAAUUGAAACUACACUUUACACUUGCGUUUAAGUAUAUACGCAAUAUGAGUGAAUGGACGGCACUACGCGUGCUGCACAUGACAUGUCACUCGUGUGUCAACAGUAUAGAAGGCACCCUAGGCGUUCACCCCAACAUCAAAAGCAUAAAGGUUAACCUGGAGAGGGAGGAGACACGUGUCAAUCAUGAUGCGACCAUCUCUCCUGCUGAAAUAGCUGAGGCCAUCGACGAUAUGGGGUUUGAAGCCUCUGUCCUCGGGCAAUUGACACACAUCGCAGUGGCUGGCAUGACAUGCAACUCUUGCGUUAAGAAUAUAGAGGGCAUGCUGGGGGAUAUGGAUGGCGUGGUUAACAUACAGGUCAGUCUGAGCGAUGAGGAUGCCUGGGUAGUGUACGAGAGUGACUUCACCAGCCCCAUCGAGCUCUCGCUGGCUAUUGAAGACAUGGGCUUUGAUGCCGACAUCCUGCAACCCGCCGCAGAUGUCCAGGAGAGUCAACAGGGCAUUACAACCUCACUGGAAACCACCGCACGCUCACUUGAGCGCAUCCACACCCGGGCCACAGUCCACCUCUCUAUAGAGGGCAUGACAUGCAACUCGUGUGUGCAGAGCAUUGAGUCGACCGUCGGCGAGGCCAAGGGUGUGCGCAGGGUGAGCGUCUCACUGGAUAUGGGUGAGGCGAGUGUAGAGUAUGCGGCAGAUGAGAUCACAGCGGAUGAAAUAGUCGACCUGGUCAAUGAGAUGGGCUUUGAGGCUGUGGAGCUACGGUUGCCUGUGCCCUCUGAGGUUGCUGGGCUUAUGUCACCGAAGGACAGGAGACCUGUCAACCGCACAGGCCGGCAUUCGCCUGUGCGGUCACCGUCACCACUGAGACAACGCCAGGCAAUCAAUCACAAUCUCACCAGCGCUCGGUUGUCCAUCGAGGGCAUGACCUGCACCUCCUGUGUGAAGAAUAUAGAGGUCAAGAUCGGAUCAGAGAUCGGUGUUUUGAAGAUAAAGGUGGAUUUGGUAGGUUGCUCGGCGAGUGUAACACUAGACACUUCGCUGACCUCUUCGGCCGCUGUUGCUGAGGCGAUUGAGGACAUGGGCUUCGAAGCAGCGGUUGUCAGCACAUCACUGGCCGUCCCGUCGCCAUUGCCCAGCAAGCGCAACUCCAAUCGCAUACAGCCGCUCUCUACCCCUUCCUCCACAGACUCUCUCACGGGAGGGGUGUUCCUGGGGCUAAAGAAGGGGGCCUCCACACAAACCAGUUUAGACUCCCUUGCACUCAAGCGUGCCAGUUCAGACUCGCUGAGUAUGCGAAAGAUGCGCUCGCUGAUGUCAGGCACGUCCACGUCCAUCUUCAAGGUCACGGGCAUGACAUGUGCGUCGUGUGUGGCCAAUAUCGAGAGAGCGGUUCAGAAACACCCAGGCGUGGUAAAGGUCACCGUAGGUCUUUUGUCGGAGAAAGCUGAAGUCGAGUACGACGCCACGCUGACCUCUCCCGCUGAGAUUUGCGCCAAGAUCUGUGCCAUUGGGUUUGGAGCGGUGGCGUUGGAAGACAAAGAUCCCGGGGAAUGCGUGCUGACUAUCAAAGGCAUGACUUGUUCCUCCUGUGUGGCCAACAUCGAGCGCAAUGCCAUUAAACUAGACGGCGUGACCAUGGCCGCAGUUUCGCUUGCCACCAACACGGGCAAGUUCCAGUUUGAUGCCGAUAAAGUGGGCGCCAGAGACCUAAUAAAACACAUCAACAAUCUAGGUUUUGAUGCGUCUCUGAGUGACGGCAACAAACUAGAGUCUAUGGACCAUUCGCCCGAAGUUCGGAAGUGGAAGCACCGGUUCCUCUUCUGCCUCGUGUUCUUUGUGCUGACCUUCAUAGUGAUGCUGCUGUGCAAUCUGCAUGCCACUAUGAAGUACAUGAUGGCCUUGGUGGUGCCUGGGGCUUCGCUAUCCAGCCUGUUGAUCAUGUCGUUUGCUACUAUAGUGCAAUUUGUGAUUGGUAAAUCGUUCGUCGUGUCGGCCUACAAAUCACUCAGACACGGCAGUGCUAACAUGGACCUGCUAGUAUCGCUGGGCUCGUCCUGUGCGUACGUAUACUCCUUUCUGGUCACCACCGUGGCCAUAUGUACCGACGCGGAUAACGCACCCGCCAAUUUCUUUGAGACGUCCAUCAUGUUGUUUACGUUUGUGUGCCUAGGCCGAUGGCUGGAACACAUUGCCAAGGGGUAUGGCCUGCGUGUUGCAAAUUCCAAUACGUAUACGCCUCCCUCUUGCCCUGUGAAGGAUGCCUUUAUGUGUUGCAUGCUUGUUACGAAUCCAAUACGUAAACGCCUUUCUCUCGUUCUAUGA